CAUGAGUAUACAAUAUCGAAUUUCAGUAAAAGCCCAGAAAAUUGGAGUUUAAAUUACACUUGAAAAAAUAAAGAAAAAUGGCAAGUACAAACGCUCUCGUCAAUCUGCAGCUCAACACAAACAAUUGCUUCAACUGUGUGAGUUCAAGAACAAAUCAUUCAAAUUCUUUGCAGAUCAAUCAAAGAAAGACCUACUUGAAUGUCUCAAAUAAGAGGCAAAACAAGGUUAAUAGAGUCGUUUGCUUUGCUCUUGAAGAUGUGAGGGAUAUGCAAAGAAAGCUUGGUAUUGGGGGUACAGGAGCAGUUGUUGAAGAUAAGUCUAAGGUGGCUGAUAAGAUAACAGAAGAGAACCUUAAUCCAGAAAAGGGGAGCGCACUCUAUAAUUUUCUGUAUCCAGAUAAGGAGCUUCUACCAGAAGAUAAAGAAAUGAGUAUUUUCGAUCAUCUGGAAGAGCUGCGAGAACGAUUAUUUGUGUCGGUUUUGGCUGUUGGAGCGGCCAUCAUGGGAUGCUUUGUGUACUCAAAGGAACUCAUAAUGCUUCUCGAAGCUCCUGUUAGAACUCAAGGUGUUCGAUUCUUGCAGUUGGCUCCUGGAGAGUUUUUCUUCACAACUAUAAAGGUAUCUGGAUACUGUGGCAUUCUUUUAGGAAGCCCUGUGAUUCUAUACGAGAUCAUAGCGUUCAUUCUGCCAGGACUAACAAAAUCGGAGAGGAGAUUUCUGGCCCCAAUCGUGCUAGGAUCCUCGAUACUUUUUUAUACAGGCAUUGCGUUUUCGUACUCGGUUCUUACUCCAGCUGCCUUGAACUUCUUCGUUACUUAUGCAGAAGGGGUUGUGGAAUCUUUGUGGUCAAUUGAUCAAUACUUUGAGUUUGUGCUCGUGCUAAUGUUCAGUACAGGAUUGUCUUUCCAGGUUCCGGUGAUACAACUGCUGCUAGGACAAGUUGGUUUGGUGUCGGGGGAUCAGAUGUUGUCAAUAUGGAGAUACGUGGUGGUUGGUGCGGUUGUUGCUGCUGCUAUUGUGACUCCGUCAACUGAUCCACUUACUCAGUUGCUUUUGGCGGGACCCCUUUUGGGUCUUUACUUUGGCGGUGCAUGGACCGUAAAGCUCAUUGGUCGGUAACGGAACCAUCUGCUCGGUUUUCAGACAUGUGGGUGUGGGUGAAAUCUUAGAUGAAAGAAUGAUUUUGUGGAUGAAUGUUGUUGGUGAAGGGUAGGGUGGGUAUUUGCAAUAUUGAAUUUAAAAUGGGAGGGACAAGAGACGGUUUUAGUUGCAAAGCAGUUAUGAUUCGUUUAUGUAACAGAUACAAUCAUUCAAUAAAGAGAAACCAUGUUUAUUAUGUGAAA
Molecule: messenger RNA, 1342 nt
Organism: Cynara cardunculus var. scolymus (artichoke)
Lineage: Eukaryota; Viridiplantae; Streptophyta; Magnoliopsida; Asterales; Asteraceae
Product: sec-independent protein translocase protein TATC, chloroplastic-like
Exons: 4
Coding region: 78-1118 (346 amino acids)
Biological process (GO): protein transport by the Tat complex; intracellular protein transmembrane transport
Cellular component (GO): membrane; TAT protein transport complex
Molecular function (GO): proton motive force dependent protein transmembrane transporter activity
Source: RefSeq, a predicted model, not a curated record